Messenger RNA from Anoplopoma fimbria (sablefish), 5187 nucleotides. RefSeq names its product adenylate kinase 9 (gene ak9). NCBI's taxonomy places the organism in Eukaryota, Metazoa, Chordata, Actinopteri, Perciformes, Anoplopomatidae. Gene Ontology annotation, molecular function: ATP binding; ATP hydrolysis activity; nucleoside diphosphate kinase activity. The coding region runs from base 4 to 5133 and encodes 1709 amino acids. Gene Ontology annotation, cellular component: cytoplasm. The transcript is spliced from 35 exons. The record is from RefSeq and is a predicted model, not a curated record. Gene Ontology annotation, biological process: AMP phosphorylation.
ACAAUGCUCCAAAGUGACGGUCAAGUAGACCGUUUGGUGGACAACCUGAUAGAAGAUGAAGCUGAGAGAGAGGCUCUUGCCAAACCCACCUGCUUCAUCAUAGUGGGAAGACCGGGUGUUGGCAAAUCCACCUUGGCCAAAAAAAUUGCAGAGUCCUGGAAGUGUAUCUUAAUUGAUGAUACAGAUCUGCUAAACACACACUUAAGAAACAAAACAAAGCAAGGCAUAGAGCUCUUGAAUAUCUUGUCUGAGGGGAGAAGUGUACCAGAAGACAUGGUGCUCCAGCUGAUUCUUGCCAGGCUUAACUCACCAGAAGUGGAGCACUAUGGGUAUGUACUGAGCUGCCUACCGUUCUUGUCAGAAGAGGGUCUGACAAUUCAUGAGCAGCUGGAGCUGAUCAAAAACCUCAAACUAACACCUGAUUUCAUCAUCAACAUCAAGUGUGCAGAUAAGGACCUGGUCCAUCGGCUGUCGGGUCUGAAGCAGCACCCAGAGACAGGGCAGUUUCACAGCGGAGAACAGUGGAAACGUAAGGAAGUGUUUAACAAGAAGAGGAAGAACAAGGAUGAGGAGGUGGAGGAUGAGGAGGAGGAGGAGGAGGAGGAGGAGGAGGAGAAGGAACUUCAAAAGGAUAUUAUUGGCUGGACACCCGGAAAUUUUGCCAAAAAUGCUUUCACUAGAAUCAACAUGUACAAAGAUACUAUGCUCAGACCACUGGAGGACUACAUGACAGGCCACAACCCACUCUACCUGUUGGAGCUGGAUGGAAACAACCCACCUGAAGAGCUGCAUUCGUCUGUAAUGUCUCGUCUUGGAUCCAUGGCAAUAAAGCGUGUCUCCAUUCCAGUCCUCCUCCACCAGACUGAUGAUGAAGAAUUGCCAGAGGACAUUGACACGGAAGACCUAUUGAGAACAAUGUCCUCCUCCAGAACAGUGGCCCCUGGCUUUAGAUGGAGAAGGAGCCGCUGGAGCCAGACCUGUCCUGUUGCUCUCAGGGAGGGCAAGGUCAUUCCUGGAAAGCCUGAAUUAUGUGUUGGCUUCCAGGACAAAUUGUACGUCCUCUCAUCUCAGGAGGCCUACCAGAAGUUUGUCACAAACCCCAGACGGUACUUACUUCCGCCGAUGCCCAGUCCCCCUUGCAGAGUUUCCAUCAUUGGACCUCCACGGGCGGGGAAGAGCACUCUAUGUAAGCUUCUAGCUCAGCACUACAAUGCUUCGGUGCUUGAUAUGGAGGUAUUGGUGCAGCCGGUUCUGGACAAGGUUGAGCAGGAGAGGCUUGACAAAAUCAAAGAGGAGACAACACAGAUCGCUAUAGAGAAAAUCAAGAUGAAGAUGGAGCAGGAGCAGGAUGGCGAUCUGAACUCAGUGACAGAGGAUCAUCCAGAGGUACAAGCCAUGGUGCUAUCUGCGCUGGAAGAAGCUAAACAUAUGAGCACAUCUCCCUUCAGCCUGUAUGCUGACGUGCUGGAGAAGCGUAUAAAAGAGACUAAAGAGGCUGAAUCUGAUGCUGGCUGGGUGCUUGACAACUAUCCCAAGAACUUUUCCCAAAUGAAUGCCUUACAUCAAGCUGGAAUCCUGCCAGACGUUCUCUUCUGUCUCAGUGACAGUGAUGGCAAUCAGGUUUUGAAGAGAUUGUAUGAGACAAACAAGGACAGCGUGGACAAAGCAGUAAGGAAGAGGUUGCAGGACGAACAAUCUGAGAAGGAGACACAGGCCUUAAACCAGAAGGAGACAGAAUCAGAGGUUGAGGCCAAGCCUGCAGAGCUGCAAACUAAUCUGGAGACAGUUACCGAAGAGACCGAAGAUGUGGUACAACCUGAUCAUUGGGACCUGGCUUAUCCAGACGGCCCAGAGAUGAAUGACUAUAAACUGCAACUGCAACAGUUUGUGUCUGAAUGGGGCCAAAUGCAGUCCGCAUUAACUGUCGCCCACUCAGUACUCGAGAUUGGCGACAGAAGCCCUGAGGACCUUCUACAAGAGAUGGUUCUUCAAAUGGAGAAACCCUUUCAGCAUGUAUCUUGGGAACUGUCAGAAAAGGACCUGGACAAGGAGGCAGAGGAUAUGGAAGCCUUAGCUGAGAUGGAGAGAGCCGAGGAAGGUAGCAGUGACAAUGAUGCAGCUGAGGAGGAGGAAGAAGGUGACACAACAGUCAAGAGGUUAUUAGGCGAUACCCAACAUUUCUGCCCUGUUGCCUUAAAAAAACAUGAUGUCCUGUGGCCGUGUACGGGGGAAAUUGCCGCCAUGUACCGUGAGAAGACCUUCUACUUCUCAAACCUCGAAGCCAGGGUAUCCUUCCUUCAAAACCCUGCUCAAUUUGUUGCACAGACUGAGCCUCUCAAGCCUCCUGUCCUGCGGGUCGUUUUGCUUGGCACCCGAGGGUCCGGCAAGACCACUCAUGGUGAGUGGCUCGCCCAACAGCUUGGCAUCUUCCAUAUUCAGUUUAGAGAACAACUCCAAAUGCUCAUUAUGGCCAAGACAAAGCAGCGGGUCCCGUAUGCUGAUGAGAUAGAGUCUUCAGAGGAGUCUCCUGAUGAUUUGGAAGCCCUGAUAGAGGAAGCCAGGGGGGACGUCGAGAAGGAGACGGAGGAGCUAGAGGAGACAUCCGCCAACAUAAAUGACACGGAGCAGGAAGUGGUUCUGACUGAUGAGGAAAAGGCAAUCAAAGCCUACCUGUCUGAUGGAGAUCCACUGACUCCACAGAUCCUGGAUAUGGUUAUCGCACCAUACUGGAAAGAAGAGCCAUACAUAUCUACAGGUUUUAUUUUGGAGGGCUUCCCUCACAAUCCAGAUGAGGUGCAGUAUAUGUUGCAGAAUCAUCUUUUCCCGGACGUUGUGGUAAUAAUGGCGGUGGAUGUCACAGAUGUCCAGAACCGUCUGUUGCCGACAUACUUGAAAAGCUGGCAUGAGCGCCGCAACCACCGCGAAGGACGGAAGAACCUCCUUCAUGAUCUACGUAAGAAGAACAGGGAGGACAACAUUGCCAAGAGAAGGGCUGAACUCACAAUGGCAGCAAAAGCAAAGUCAAGAUAUCGUGAGGAUGAAGAAGACGAUGAAGAGGAUGAAGCUGAAGGUAACGUAGAGGAUGGGAUAGAGGACAUGCUGGAGGAGGAGUUCCCUUUUGAGGAGGAAAAUGAAGACAUGGAGAAUGAGGAAACUGAGGAGGCGGCGUCUGAGAGGCUGGAGAUGGAGAUAUCAGAUCGUUAUUUGACGGAUGAAAACAGCCUCGUUACUGUGACGGAGCUCCUGAGUGAACUCAACAUAUCCAAAGUCUCAAUCAGUGCCUCUCGCAAGCCCCGUAUUGUACAGAAUCAGCUGCUCCAGAAAAUCCAGCCCCUGCUGACCAACAGGGAGUCACUCAUCCAAAGAUGCCAACCCAUCUCAUACAGCCUGGCACAUAAGCUGCUGCUCUCCUCCUAUAAGCUCCACAGUGCCUUUGGCUGCUGGGAUCCCAUAAAGCAAUAUAAAGAGAGAGAUUUGUUCCAGCCUCUGCAGUGGCCUCUCAAUACCACAUAUCCCCUAAUCUUCCAUCAGUAUAUCUACUUCUUUGGGUCUAAGGAGAACCGCAGCACAUUUAUGCUGAACCCCUUAAAGUACCUCAGGCAGCCAAAGCCCACCCUGUCCCUUCCUGUUAAAAUGGCAGUUGUUGGACCACCCAAAUCUGGAAAAACCACUAUUGCACAGAUGUUUGCUCAGAAAUAUGGCUUGGCCUGUCUGUCCAUUGGCAGUGUUAUGCGUACAGUGCUUAGCAAUCAGGAGCACACUGAUCUGGCUGUCCAGGUGAAAAAGCAUCUCUCCCAGGGAUUCGCUGUGCCUGAUGAACUGGCCAUUCAGUGUCUGGAGGUGGCGCUCAUGAGCUCGGUCUGCAGCAUUCGAGGGUACGUGUUGGAUGGCUUUCCGAAGACACUUAAGCAAGCAGAGAUGAUGUUGUCUCGGAGCAUCAUUCCCAUGAUAGUUGUUGAGCUGGAGCUGGACACAGUGGAGGUGCUGAGGAGAGGCCUUCUGGACAAGAUGAAGCCCAACAAGCCUCACCUGACGCAUGACAGCUCAGAGAUCCUCCACAUUCGUAACUCCUGUUACAAGCAGCAGAUGGAGCAUGUAAGGCAACACUUCCAACACCAAUAUCAGAACUGGAUCCUGCUCGAUGGCCUGAAUAGCAAAUGGUGGAUCUGGAACAGCAUUAUAAAGGAGGUCAGCAUCAGCAUGAAAUAUAUCUCCAACUACAUGGAGAGGACGCGCAGCAAGCAAGCUGCCUCCAUCAACAGACUGUGCAUCACACCCAGGGAGCUGCAGUGUCGGCUUGGAGAGUUUGGCCAUUACUGCCCCGUGUGUCUGGCUCUACAUCACCACCUGGUGGACUGCUCAGAUAUCACAGCCUUAACUCACGCCGCUGAGUACGCGGGACACUAUUACAAGAUGUGUGGCGAAGAACAUCUAGAGCGGUUCCUGUCCACUCCAGAUCAUUUCGUACCUCCUGGCUGUGCACACGCUCUCCCAGAACCCCACCUGUUGCCCAGAAAGAUAACUGAGAUUCAGGUGAAAAACAGGUUCCCCCAGCAGGUUGAGAUGAAGGGCUUCUGCCCGGUCACUUAUCUGGAUGGAAAGCAAAGGUAUGAAGCUCUGGUUCGAGGAAAGAUGGAAUAUGCUGUGGAAUACCGAGAAAGGAUCUACAUUUGUGAGACAAAGCAGCACCAGGACAAGUUUAUGAGGAUUCCUGAAGCCUACUGGGACCAGAAGCUGCCCACUAAAGUUCCUCCUCUUUGUGAACCUAUACCCCUCACCUCCCUUCCAACGUUGGGCUAUCUGGAACAGGGUGUGGCAGUAUCAGUCAUCAAGGCCAUGACAGCGGUUGGGUGUCUCAAACCAAAGUACCCUUUCCUCAGUAUACAAAGAUCAUCACUCCUCUACGUGGCCUUCUAUCUGAAAGCUUUCAACAACAAGAGCACGGACUUCAGCCGCAAGAAGUACAAAAAGAAGCUGGCCUUGUUCGAAGAGAACUGUGCGCUCAUUCCCUACCUCAGUUCAGCGAUGACUGGGAUCUACCGGUCUCCCCGGGAACGUCCCAUUGACUUUGAGUUCAAACUAAAUAGGUUCCUGGCCUUGGGAGACUCGACAGUUGGCAACAGUGUGCUGUAGCUUUGCCUGUGACAACAAAGGCAUUUGAAAGCAACCUGCAAUAAGAGUUUAUUU